AUGACCUAUCGCUCUAGUACUGCUCCUACUCCCCCGCCUUCGGAUGACGAAGUUAAAGCCCCAGGAAACAUUAGCACGAGGGAGCGAGUUUUCGGACGUAUUGCACGGAGCAUGGCUAGCCUCGUCAAAUACACGGCCGUGGCUAGCGUAGGUUGCACUGUCGCCGUCAUUGCCGCACGAGACUACCCCACAGUCUACAGCGGAAAUGUGCUGGAGAAGCUCAUACGACCUGGAGUAGGAUCGGCGGCUAGGAUAGCCAUUACCCCUGCAUUCCUUGUAGGAUGGUCAAUGACCAUGCUGGGAGCGUCGCUUCGCCUCUGGUGUUUCCGCACACUGGAUCGAUUCUUCACCUUCGAGGUCACAUUGAAGGAGGGACAUCAGCUUUGCACCGGGGGGCCGUACUCCUUAGUACGCCACCCAUCCUACACGGGUUGGAUCAUGCAGAGCAUCGGGCUCGUAGUCUGGAACGGAGGCGCUGGGUCUUGGGCGAGGGAGUCCGGGUUGCUCGACACUGUUCCCGGGCAGUUUGCAGCCUGUGUAUUCGUGGUGCUGGAGGCGUACAUGUGUAUGAGCAUGGUGCAUAGGUGUACCCAAGAAGAUAUGCUCAUGAAGAGUCAGUUCGGAGACGGGUGGCUUGUUUGGGUACAAAGGGUCCCCUAUCGUCUUCUCCCUUAUGUAUUCUAG
This is a messenger RNA of Fomitopsis serialis, 684 nucleotides long. RefSeq lists its product as uncharacterized. NCBI's taxonomy places the organism in Eukaryota, Fungi, Basidiomycota, Agaricomycetes, Polyporales, Fomitopsidaceae. The record is from RefSeq and is a predicted model, not a curated record. Bases 1 to 684 code for a protein of 227 amino acids. Gene Ontology annotation, molecular function: protein C-terminal S-isoprenylcysteine carboxyl O-methyltransferase activity. Gene Ontology annotation, biological process: C-terminal protein methylation. Gene Ontology annotation, cellular component: membrane. The transcript is spliced from 2 exons.